Messenger RNA from Puntigrus tetrazona (Sumatra barb), 1874 nucleotides. RefSeq lists its product as uncharacterized. The record is from RefSeq and is a predicted model, not a curated record. The transcript has a single exon. The coding region runs from base 248 to 1720 and encodes 490 amino acids. NCBI's taxonomy places the organism in Eukaryota, Metazoa, Chordata, Actinopteri, Cypriniformes, Cyprinidae.
UCACAUGAUAGCACGACCUCAAGUGAUGCAAAAAAGAAAUGUCGGCCAGAGAUCAGGUGAAAUCGCACACCUUCGAGGGAAACAUGAGAGGAGAAAUCAAACACCUGCUUUUUCCCCUCCUCACAACCGUCCUCUCCUCUUUCCUCGCCAAACAUCAGCCUUCCGUUCUGUAGCGUAGCAGCGUUUGCAAGCAGCUCCUCUGUUUGUCGGCUGAUGGGUUGCUUCCACUGAAUCAAGCGGGAAUCUCAUGGCUGUCCGUGGCACCGUUCCUCCUCCGGAUUACUACCCUUUUGAUAUCGCUCUCUCGGCCCAGCCACCGGAAGAUCUGCAGGGCUUUUAUAAAGGAAACCAGCACAUGCUGAGCAGAUCAGGCUCGCAUUAUGGCCUGGCCGCUGGAGGGGUCAGGACCGCUUGGGAUCAAGGGCAAGCUAGGGCAACCACUCCUGGUCCUGUGCCCGGAGCUCUUCCUCCUCCUCCUCCUCCUCCUCCACCUCCACCUCCUCCUCCUCCUCCCUCGGCUCAUGAGAUCAGCCGCUUGUACAGGGAUUCUCUAGCCAUCAAGAUGAUCCCAGACAGCCAGCGUAUUCGCAGCAGAGCCGCCUCACCGGCUUGCUUCGGCAUCGAUUCUAGGUUCCCGGGAGAGCACUCCGUAUACGGUGACGUCAACGGCCUUCCGCUGGAUUCUGGAUCCACCUGCAUAGUAGUGGACCCUACAGCGUCGGUCAUGGACGGGACUCUUCCUCGAGGGAACCCCGCGUACGGUUCUGUGCCGACUCAACGGAUGCCUUACGACCCUGCAUACGACCCGGGGGCCGUCCAUCACCCUCCGGCGGGGGACCCCAAGAGAACCGUGGACCCCAGUUUCCUAGCUCUCCUGCGCUCCGAGGGUCUGUCGGAGAGCACCAUCACUCUCCUCCUGCAGCAAGGCUUCGAUUCCACCUCCAUGCUCGCUGUGAUGGAAGACCACGACGUGCGCUCCGUCGCUCCUAAUCUGGGACAAGCACGGGUGCUUUCUCGAGUGGUCCUCAAUUGCAAGACGGGGGCGACGGGCGGCGCGGUCCUGCGGGGCCGUUCGAACAGCUUCAGCCAUCGCAACGACCUCUACAUGCAGCCCCAGGGCCUCGGCGUGGACGGGAGCCUCAUCCAGCAGCCUCCCAGCGCCCUCCAGUCCGUCUCUCCGAGGAUGGGAGAGUUCCUGGGACGCCGGCCGAGCAGCGCUCCAUCUCAGCAUCUCCUCGAAACCGCAACGUAUCCGGGGGUCCGCUCGAUCGGGGGUCUUCCGGUCAGUCCGGGGGGCUACGCCGCUCAGACGAGACCUCUGUACAACGCCCACACCGGCCUGGCCAUGUCCGCCCUGCCCGCUCAACAACAAGCCCCGACGACUCCAGGAGUGGCCCCCAAGACCUUCUCCAGUACGUACAGCCCUAUGGAGCUGAUGAAGCGCCCUCCUAACCUUCCUCCUCUCUCUCCUUCUCAUAGCCCUCAUCACAGCCCUCAGUUACUGCGUAAGGGAGCAGCGCCGGUGGAGAGUGCUAUUCUUCCGGCAUCCUCAGCCCUCCAGCCUCAGACCAUUAAUCCUAACAACAAGCAAACCCGCAGAACCGGACCUCCGGUCAUUGUUUCCACCAUGGCUUCGCCUGAUACAAGUAACAACCUCAUUUCUGUCUGUCCCUACCUCUCUCUUUACCUAGUUUUCGGGUUUGUGCUUGUUGAUGUUUAGGCGUUGUUUAUUCUUUGCUUCCCCUUUAAAUGUGCUCUACGUGUACCUUGCUUUUAGCAAUAGUGCCGGGAAACAAUUAAUUGCGUCUAAAAUAACAGUUUUCGUUUAUGUGUGACCCACAAAACCACUCAUAAGUGGCACGAGGAUAUUUGUG